AUGAAGAAAGGAUUCGCUAUCACACUCGCAGUUGUCGGAGUUGUUGCAGUAGCAGCUGUUAUUGCCCUCAACGAAACUCCAGCUCAAACUCAAUUGAAUUUCAGAACUGUCAACGACGAUAACGUUGACUUUAAUCACUACAUGAGCAGAUUUAGCAAAAACUACAAGACUCCAGAGGAAUACAACCAAAGACUCGCACUUUACAAGAAAACUAUGGCUACAAUCAAUAGCCAUAAUGCUAACAACGGUGGAUCUUUCUUCCUCAGACCAAACAAAUUCACUGAUAUGACCAAGGAAGAAUACAAAAAGCUUCUUGGUUUCAAGCCAAGCAACAAGAUCUACAAGAGGGCUGUUUCCUAAAAAGACCCCAGCACUAUUCCAGAUGCCAUUGACUGGAGAGACAAGGGUGUAGUAAAUGAAGUCAAGGAUCAAGCAUAAUGCGGUUCUUGCUGGGCCUUCUCAACUGUCGGUGCUCUUGAGAGCAGAACUGCCAUCAAAACUGGCAAGCUCUAAUCCCUUUCAGAGCAGCAACUUGUUGAUUGCGACACCCAAGACGGAAACUAAGGAUGCAAUGGAGGAGAUAUGGGCACUGCCAUGACUUACAUUGCCAGCAAUCCACUUGAAACUGAGGAUGACUAUCCAUACGCUGGAUAUGACGAGUCAUGCCAAGCUGACUAAUCCAAAGAAAUUGUUUCAGACCAAGGCCCAGUUGCUGUCACCCCAAGCAGCUCAGAUGCUUUGAAGGCCGCAGUUGCUGAAGGUCCAGUCUCAGUCGCCAUUGAGGCUGACACUGACGUCUUCCAAUCCUAUGGAGGUGGUAUCUUAAAUGAUGAUAGCUGUGGAACCAAUCUUGACCAUGGUGUUGUUGUUGUUGGUUACGGUUCAGAGAAUGGCCAAGAGUACUAUAUUGUUAGAAAUUCAUGGAGCUCCACUUGGGGAGAGAAUGGAUACGUCAGAAUCGCCAUUGUUGAUGGUGAUGGUAUUUGUGGUAUCCAAAUGCAACCAGUUUACCCUCAAGUCUGA
Molecule: messenger RNA, 1023 nt
Organism: Stylonychia lemnae
Lineage: Eukaryota; Ciliophora; Spirotrichea; Sporadotrichida; Oxytrichidae
Source: the annotation of a GenBank genome assembly